Magnolia sinica is the source of this 1292-nucleotide messenger RNA. RefSeq lists its product as uncharacterized. Gene Ontology annotation, molecular function: DNA-binding transcription factor activity. The record is from RefSeq and is a predicted model, not a curated record. NCBI's taxonomy places the organism in Eukaryota, Viridiplantae, Streptophyta, Magnoliopsida, Magnoliales, Magnoliaceae. The coding region runs from base 109 to 1080 and encodes 323 amino acids. The transcript has 3 exons.
AGCUGCAUUUCAUUUUCUCCAUUUCACACACACAGAGAUCCAACCCCAAAAGCAUGCUUUCAAAGCCCAUCACCCAACUUCCCAUUCCAAAACCCUAAUCUCUCUCUAAUGGCGACAGCUCUUCUCCUCUGGUCUUCCUCGAAAGAGAAAGAGCACGAAGAUCCCGAAAAUACGCCCUCCGAUACUCAAGAACUGAAGCAGGAGAGCUCAAAACCGCGAUCCAAACGUGCAUCAAAGUCCAGCGCUCCUUCCGCCAUGCCGAAGAGGCCGCCGCAGCGAGGCCUCGGUGUGGCCCAGCUCGAGCGGCUCCGACUGCAGGAGCGAUGGAAGAAGCUCGUCGAAUCCGAUCCCUCGCAAGCUCAAAACCUCCAUUUCCAGUUCCCGUUCCCCGUCUCUGAUCCGUCCACUAGCUUCUCCUUCACAAGAUUCGCUCCGGCUAACUACGCGGCACUCGUUGCCGAUGCUCAGAUGAGGGGUCGGGUCGGAAACGCGGGGUUUACGGCCGCCGGAGGAGACUUCUCCGGCGUGCACGGAGUGUUUCCUGACCAGUCAGCGGUGGAUCGGAUCCGGAUCGCUGCAGCUGCGGCCCAUGAGGCGAGGCUUCAGAUGGCGAGAGAGCUCUCUUCAAGCCAAAACCUGCAGUGCUUGUCUGAUCAGUGCGAGGUCUGUGUCAAGAAGCGUAUUGAAGGCGAGAAUUCAGGGUUUCAUGGAUGGAACAACAGUAGAUUUGCGGAGAUGGAUACGAACGGCUGCGAUUUUCUUGGGCUGAAUCUUGGGGGAGGUAGGGCGAUUGAUGAAGGUUGUAAUGGUUUUGGUGGGAGAGGAGAAAGGUGUGGCGCUUCUUCCGGAACGCAUGUCUACGAGGGAGUGGAGGUUGUUGCAGCAGCUCAAAGAAAGGGGAAAUGUGUGGGAGGAUGCAAUGUAAAGGAGUACGAAUUCUUCCCAGGGAAAGGCAGCUCCAGCAGAGGGGGAGGAGCAUCUGUUGCAGUCUCUGCAGCAGAUGCAAUGGUCGGUGAAGUUUCUUCUUCUAGUAAUCCAUCUUCUAGCUUUCUUGAUUUAUCUCUCAAGCUCUCCUUUUAGUCCAUUUCUAAAAACAAAAAGAAGGUUUCAGAACUUGUUUUUUUUUUCCUCGGUUUUCUUUUGUUCUCUCAUGCAACUGAACCUAACCAAAGACUGGUCUUGGGUUUACUGUUUCUGUUUUGAAACUAACCCUAGUGAGGCUAUCUAGUUCUCAUUCUCGGCUAUUACAAGUAUGCAAUCUCUUUCUAUGCUUGCAUUUCCUUCAUUUUUUG